AUGGGUGUUUGUGUGACUAAAAUGGAAGCAUAUGAUCAUUUGAAAGUGGUAGGCUUUAUCAAGGGUUAUAAUAAUUGGAUAGCACAUGGAGAGCUUUCUAACUACUAUGAAGCCACAUCUAAUUCUGAAAAUACAUCAAUUGGGGUUUCAAAUGGGACUAAUGACAUGCAAGACUUGGUCCAUGAUGUAUUUGGGAUACCACAUGGAACAAAUGAAUUGAAUAGAGAAGGGGACUUUCCUGUUUCAGAGGCUGAAAAAUUUUACAAAUUGAUUGAUGAUUCUCAACAGGAUUUGUACAGUGGUUGCAAAAAUUUCUCGAAGUUGUCUUUCAUUAUUCGUUUGCUUCACCUAAAAUGCCUUGGUAAGAUGAGUAACAAGAUUUUUAAUAUGCUUGUUGAGCUGUUGAGAGAAGCAUUUCCAGAGGCCAUGACUAAUUUGCCUUCUUCUUACUAUGAGGCUGAGAAAUUGAUGAAUACAUUGGGGCUGGGUUAUGAAAAGAUCGAUGCAUGUCCUAAUGAUUGUUCUCUUUAUUGGGGUAGUGCUGAAAAAAGAACUUCAUGCGAAACAUGUAACGAGCUUAGGUGGGUUGCUUCAGAAAAUGAUCCAACUGGUGAAAAAAGAAAAAUCCCUCAAAAACAUGAGGAAAAACAUACAAAAGAUGGUUGUAUGAGACAUCCAGCUGAUUCUCCAGCUUGGCAAACUUUUGACCAUCUACAUCCAGAAUUUGCUAAGGAUUGUCGAAAUGUUAGAUUGGGGUUGGCAUCUGAUGGGUUUAAUCCAUUCAACAACAUGAGUUCUACACACAGUACUUGGCCUGUGGUUUUAAUACCAUAUAACUUACCUUCGUGGAUGUGUAUGAAGCAACCGUACUUCAUGUUGUCCUUGUUAAUACCCGGACCAUUCUCUCCUGGGAAUAAUAUUGAUGUUUAUCUACAGCCUCUAGUUAAAGAAUUGACCGAAUUUUGGGAUUUUGGCAUUCAAACUUAUGAUGCAUCCCAAAAAGAAAAUUUUCAAUUGCAUGCAGCUCUGUUGUGGACCAUUAGUGAUUUUCCUGGAUAUGCAAUGUUAUCUAGGUGGAGCACUAAAGGUGAAUAUGCUUGUCCUGUUUGUCACAAGUUCACUCAUGCUCGACGGUUGACUCAUAGUUUCAAGCAUUGCUAUAUGGGUCAUCGUAGAUUCUUAGAUAGUAAGCAUAAAUUUAGAAAGCAAGCCCAAUUGUUUGAUGGCACCGAAGAAUAUGGAAAGCGACCACCUUUACAAACUGGGGAUAUGAUUAAUGUUUGUGAAAAUAUUUGGGGGACAUUGCUGGAUAUUGAGGAUAAAGCAAAGGACCAUUAUAAUUCCCGCCGUGAUUUGAGAGAAAUGGGAAUAAGAAAAGAGCUGCAUCCCAUUGAGACAGAACCUAGAAAGGUUUACUUACCUCCAUCUUCCUUUGCAAUGGAUAAAAAACAGAAAACUAUGUUUUGCAAUGUGCUAAAAAAAGUGAAAGUUCCAGAUGGUUAUGCAGCUAACGUCUCAAGAUGCGUUCGAGUAAAGCCACCAAGAAUUUCGGGGCUUAAAAGUCAUGAUAAUCAUAUUCUAAUGCAGCAAUUGAUGCCUAUAGCUUUGAGAAAGACUUUGCCAAAAUCAGUGCGCUAUCCUUUGAUUCGAUUGAGUAGAUACUUCAGGCAGCUUUGUUCUAAAGUUAUUUGUCCUCAAGAUGUGGUUCGUUUGGAAAGUGAAAUUGCCGUUAUACUCUGCGAUCUUGAGAAAUGCUUUCCACCAACAUUCUUCGAUGUCAUGGUGCAUUUAACUAUUCAUUUGGCAACUGAAGUGAAAUUAGGUGGCCCGGUGUAUUAUCGUUGGAUGUAUCCUAUAGAGAGAAAUGAAGAAGUGCAUAAGGAAAUUGAAGAGGGUUUAGAUAUAUUCUCUAAAUCAGGACAUCCUUUGGGGAGGGGCAAGGCAACAGUUUUUGAUGCUCAUAUCUUGAGUAAAGCACAUCAGUAUAUUUUAUUUAACUGUGAUGCUGUCACACCUUACAUAGAGCAGCAUCGUAGAUUGAUAGAAGAAUGGCAUCCUCAAGUUCCACAGCAUCUAAAAGAGCGCUUGCACAUCGAAAAUUUUGCUUGUUGGUUUGCUGAACAUUUAGAACUUCCUCAAAAUGUUUCGGUGUUGAGAGACUUGAGGUUCCUUGCUAAAGGUCCAGAUGUUGUUGGAAUCCAACAUGACAAGUAUGUUGUUAAUGGAUUUCGGUUUCACACCAACGAAGUUGAGAAGAAAAGAAAAACGCAGAAUAGUGGUGUUACAGUCAAUGCAACAACAUCCAGUUUUGCAGGUAUAAGGGAUCAAAAUCCAGUUUUGAGUGAACUAGUCUACUUCGGCGUCUUGAAAAAUGUUGUUGAAUUAAUUUAUGGAGGUCGUCGGGUGGUGUUAUUCGAAUGUGAUUGGAUAUCAAAUGGUUCGAGAAUGAAACAAGAUGCUGAUGGGUUUACUGUAGUCAAUUUUGCAAAUGUGAGGCCUCAUGUUGAGCCAUUUAUACUCGCUUCACAAGCAUCACAGGUUUUUUAUGUGGAAGAUCCAACUGAUAAGGAUUGGCAAGUUGUUAUCUCUACCACUGCAAGAGGUGGAUAUAACAUGGGCACAACCAUGGAUGUUGAGACAUAUUUGCAAAGUGAUGUUGGCAAUCCUGUUGUUGAGAAUGAAAAUGAGGAAAUUAGUUGGGUUCGUGAGGAUGGACUUGGGAUUGAAGUUGAUUUGUCCCAAUAUAAUCUGAUUUAG
Messenger RNA from Coffea eugenioides, 2757 nucleotides. RefSeq lists its product as uncharacterized. The record is from RefSeq and is a predicted model, not a curated record. Lineage: Eukaryota; Viridiplantae; Streptophyta; Magnoliopsida; Gentianales; Rubiaceae. Bases 1 to 2757 code for a protein of 918 amino acids. The transcript has 6 exons.